AGCAGCAGCCGCCGCCGCCGCAGCCUCCUCCAGCAGUCCUCGGCCCUGACAGGGGUGGGAAUAGGAGGGAGGAGGCGCCCAGAGGGGCCAGGCAGGGGCCCGAGGCAUGGCGGGCCGCAGGGAGCCCGGGGAGAAGCGCUGGGAGCUGGUGCGCUGGUAUGUACGGGAAGGCCGAUUUCGGAUCGAAGAGAGGACCUUGACUGCCUUUCAGUGGCUAUAUACUCCCCAGCAACACCGAAUCCUCAGCAGAGCUGACCUUGAGUCUCCCACCAGGAUCGACAAGAACAUGCUGGCCAGCCUGAAGGUCAAGAAACAGGAGCUAGCCAACAACACAGAUGUGACCAUCCCAGAUCGGCCCCUGUCCCCUCCCCUCACGGCUCCCCCAACCAUGAAGUCUGCAGAAUUCUUCGAGAUGUUGGAGAAGAUGCAAGGCAUCAAGUUGGAGGAGCAGAAACCAGGACCCCAGAAAAACAAGGAUGACUACAUCCCAUAUCCCAGCAUUGAUGAGAUUGUGGAAAAAGGAGGCCCUUAUCCACUGGUCAUCCUGCCUCAGUUCGGGGGUUACUGGAUCGAAGACCCAGAAAACAUCGGCACGCCGACAUCGUCUGACAGCAGCAUCUUUGAGGAGGAGGAGGAGAACCUCAGCCCCGGCAUGUUUGGCUACAGGCUGGAGUGCAAGGGUGAAGCUCGGGCGUACAGGAAAUACUUCCUAGGGAAGGAUCAUUUAAAUUUUUAUUGUACUGCCAGUAGUCUGGGAAACUUGAUUCUGUCCAUCAAGUGUGAAGAGGCGGAAGGCAUCGAAUACCUGCGAAUCAUCCUCAGGUCCAAAGUGAAAACGGUUCAUGAGCGGAUUCCCCUGGCGGGACUGAGCAAGCUCCCCAGCAUCCCUCAGAUUGCAAAGGCUUUCUGUGAUGAUGCUGUGGGACUGAAAUUCAAUCCCGUCCUGUACCCCAAGGCAUCCCAAAUGAUUGUGUCCUAUGAUGAGCACGAAGUCAACAACACCUUCAAGUUUGGCGUCAUUUAUCAAAAAGCCCGCCAGACGCUAGAGGAGGAGCUGUUUGGAAAUAAUGAAGAGAGCCCAGCCUUCAAAGAAUUCUUGAGUCUACUGGGAGACACCAUCACACUACAAGAUUUUAAAGGUUUCCGAGGUGGCUUGGAUGUCACCCAUGGCCAGACCGGGUUGGAAUCAGUAUACACUGUAUUCCGGGACAGGGAGAUCAUGUUUCAUGUCUCCACAAAGCUGCCAUUUACUGAAGGCGACGCCCAACAGCUCCAGAGAAAGAGACAUAUCGGGAAUGACAUCGUGGCUAUUAUCUUCCAAGAAGAAAACACUCCCUUUGUCCCCGACAUGAUCGCCUCCAACUUCUUGCACGCCUACAUCGUAGUCCAAGCCGAAAACCCAACUGGAGAGACCCCGUCCUACAAGGUCUCAGUCACUGCUCGAGAGGAUGUACCACUCUUCGGUCCACCCUUGCCCAGCCCCCCAGUGUUCCAGAAGAGCCCCGAGUUUCGGGAAUUUUUGCUCACCAAGCUCACUAACGCUGAGAACGCCUGCUGCAAGUCAGACAAGUUUGCGAAGCUUGAGGACCGGACCCGGGCAGCCCUGCUGGACAAUCUUCAUGAUGAAAUGCACACCCACACUCAGACUAUGCUGGGGCUGGGGCCUGAGGAGGACAAGUUUGAGAACGGGGGCCACGGAGGAUUCCUGGAGUCGUUUAAGAGAGCCAUCCGGGUGCGCAGCCACUCCAUGGAGACCAUGGUGGGGAGUCAGAAGAAACAUCAGAGCGGAGGGAUCCCAGGCAGCCUCAGCGGGGGCAUCACACAUAACAGCGCGGAAGUGACCAAGACCACCUUCUCGCCUCCAGUGGCAGCAGCCACGGGGAAGAACCAGUCGAGGAGUCCCAUCAAGCGGAGGUCAGGGCUGUUCCCCCGCCUGCACACGGGCUCCGAAGGCCAGGCUGAUAGCCGGACACGAUGUGACAGUGUCUCUAGCACUCCCAAGACUCCAGAUGGUGGCCAUUCCUCUCAGGAAGUGAAAUCAGAAACCUCGUCCAACCCCAGCUCUCCAGAAAUUUGCCCCAACAAAGAGAAGCCUUUUGUCAAGCUGAAGGAAAACGGCCGAUCCAGCAUCUCCCGGUCCUCUUCCAGCACCAGCAGCUUCAGCAGCACAGCCGGGGAGAGCGAGGCCAUGGAGGAGUAUGACAUUGUGAGCAGCCAGCCCUCCACAGCUUCACCCUUCAAGCAGGAAGUCUUUGUCUACAGCCCGUCCCUGAACAUCGAGAGCCCCAGCCUAGUAGCAGCAGCGACCCCUGUUAUCAUGAGCCGGAGUCCGACAGACUUGAAGAACAGGAACUCUCCAAGGUCCAAUCUGAAGUUCCGCUUCGAUAAGCUCAGCCACACCAGUUCCAGCUCGGGCAGUCCUGCCUCAGCCCAGGGAGAUGGCCUCUCUUCCACCAAGACCUUGGGAACAUCUGUCCACUACACUACUCCCUGAAGCUGCUCCCUUGCCCAGUGUCCCCACGCCACUGGCUUCAAGCUGAGGCCAGCCUUCCACUCAGCACCCUCCGUAACCUUCCCCGAUGUUCCCUGGCGGGCACGCCUCCCACCUUUCUGAGAGGAGGCUUCUUGUACCAUGUAGCAUACACUGAACAUGCUGCACCCAGCCCCCCCAGGGCCCAUGCCCAUAGAUCUCUUUGUUGAUUCACUUUGCGUACUCCCAGCCUGUGCCACAGCUGGGCCUCUGGCCAAUGCUGUGUGUGCAUCUGUGCUCUCUCCUACCCAUGAGCACGGCCAGAAAAAGGUCUCUCUGCCCUAAGCUUCCUCCCCUAGCACUCUGUCUCCUCUGGUCCCCACCAUGGUACAUCUCCAUCUUGGUUCUGUGAAUGGUGGGCAGAGGUCAGGCUUUGGGUUCCCAGCCUAAUUAGUCCAUCCUGCUCCCUUCCCUGAUCAAAAUUUCAUUAUAAAGUGCCAGGAAGGCCCAAGACUUAUGUUGGCAGGGCCCCGAACCUCCAUAUCUCUUUCAGGGAGCAGCCUCUGUUUAAGGGGGUGAGAGGUUCCUUCAGAUGCUCCUUUUGGGAACAGGCUUGGGGAGGAUGAGAGAAAGAGACAGAGAAAGAGUGAGACGGGAGCCAGGAAAGCCAGAAGCAAACCUUUCGCGCAGGGAAGGAAGGAGAUGCUUUGAAGGUCAAUGGUCUGUUCUAGGCUCCUGCGAGUUACAUCAUCAUGUCUCGAGUAAAGCUGCCCUGGACAUCUCCUGUGGCCGGGGAAGAUGUCUCUAGGUAGGAGUUCCACUCUUCUAAUGGUUGCCAUCUUCCUCCCAGGAACCAAGUUUGGGAGAGUCUUGGCAAAAUGCAUCAGGACCAGUCAGGCCAUCCCAUCCCUCAUCCCAAUGGGCUUCCCAAAGCAUUCAUUUGUUAGCUCAACAAGCAUUUAUUAAGCAUUUGCUAGGGAAAAAAAUCUGUCCCUUGCUCCCUUCAGCUUCUCCCAACAUCCCGGUGAUCCUACUCAGCACCGUAGGGAGAGAUGUUCAUCGAUGUGGAUUGUCUGCACCCUUCCAUGUCCAAAGUCAGACGUCUCUUCGGCCCUACCUCUUUUCAUUCAGACCACAGGUCACUUUCCAUGGCUGCUACAAGGGGACUCCCUUUCCCCUCCUCUUCCCUAGCUCUGAUGGGCAGCUCCUUGUAAGUGAUCAGAGGUCAAGUGCAGGGUCAAGGAGGGACUAGGAGAGAUUAUGUAGAUGGUCAUUAGUCAGCACAUUCCAAGAGAGAAGAUAGAAGUGUGCCAAGGCUGUUGAGACCUGGACCCAGAUAAAGGCUUCUGCUCACAUUUGGAAUCCACUAGGGGUGUGCUUUAGUAUUCAUCCACUUCUCUUGCCCAGGCUUUAAGACUGAGAGCUGGAAAUCACAAGAGCAGACGUAGCUCCUGGGAUCAUAGAUCCAAAGCAGGCAAAGGAACCUCAGAGACUAUCUAGUCUCUCAUUUUACAGAUGAGGAAACUGAGGCCCAUGAAAGCAAAGUGACUUAUUAAAGGUCACAGAGGUAGUAAGCUUCAGAGGUAGGAUUUGAAUCGAUGUUCCUAGCCCAGAGGCUGACUUUCUAUUACACCAGGGCCCAGUGGAUGCUUUUACCUCUUAGAGAUCUGGACAGCGAGAGCUAACUGAGAAGUAUGCCCAGGAGGUGGGCUUAAGGUUCCCCUAUCAACUCAAUCUCAGACUUUCCAAAAUAUUAAGGGCAAAAGUCAGUCCCACAUGCCAGAUUCCAUAGAACGUCCCCUGGUGUGCCAUCAUGGCUAAAGCAGACUUUAUUCCAGGUCUGUGGCUGAGACCCCUUCCCUUUUUCCUGCCCUGCCCUCCCAACCCCUGUACUACCUGCUCUCCAUCGAUGGGAUUCUGUCCAUGGACUUCUGCUCACCCCAAAGGAGUUCCGAGCCUGGGCAGAAGGGCACAGAUGUGACAUUGGCUCCAUGCCAGAGCAGGCUAUUUUCCUUUAUCUGUUCCCUCUAGUCCCAAGGACCCCACCUCCUUAUGGACCAGCCUGAUUCAUAAGGGCUGUCCCGCCUCUGACCACACUCAGCCCAUCCUCUCAAUCAGAGAUUUGAACCGAACACAAGUUUGGUGCAGCAUGAGGCCCUUUGACUCACGUCCCAUGAUGCUGCCACAGAUGCUUCUGGUGCAGAUGGAGGCUGAAUUUGUCAUUUGAUUUUAGAGUCCGAGAUAGCUAACGCCUUUGAGGAAGUGCAGCCUCACUGCUUUCAAAGAUACCCACUGACUCAAAGUCCUGGCCAAAAUGUGCGUUGCCUCUGAAUUUCAAAAUAGUGUACAGUGUCUCAAUUCAAACUAGGUACUCAAACAAUUUAAUGAGGUCCAGAAGCUUCUGGUGAUGGGCGUCUUUCUUGGGGUCCACAUGCCAGGGGCCUCCAAGAUCCUCCCUAACAAAAACACCUAUCACAAGGAGAGCUCUUAUUCAAACUGCUUUAAGGAAUGGAUCAGAGGCACUUAAUUCCAAUCAAACAACUCAUACACGACAUGCCUCCGGGUCUGUUUUCCUCACCCAAAUUGAAGGGGACAGUUUUCCUUUUUCUUGAGCAACAGUAUAAUUUCCUGCUGACUUCACCAUGAUGCGUUUUAGAAACAAGGACCCCGUUGAUUUGGAAUUUGUAAUAAUUCAAAAGUGGGCUAAGGUCCUUUUUUAUUUUGUUAGAAGGGAGCUUCAUCAGACACAUGACACUUACUAGCUGUAUGAUCCUGGGCAAGUCACUUAACCCUGAUUGCCUCACCAAAAAAAAAAAAAGGGAGCUUCAAAGUUACAUGCUCUAACCUCAUCUUUUGAAAGAUGAAGAAACUGAGGUUUCUUUUGCUCAAGACAAUUUGAGCAAUUUGCAGAAAUAAUUUGCUCGAGGUCACUUAGUGUCAGAAAUAGGAUGAUGAUCCAGGCUCUCUCCCUGCUCCCCCAUCCCCAGCCAGUCCUCUUUCCCCUUUCCCACCCUGCCCACCUGAAAUUUCCCUCGACACACUACCUAUAAGGAGAGGAGUUUAUUCUAAAUAAGUUUAGCCUAAAUAAGAUUGCUCUUAUGAAGAACGUCUCUCAAAAGUUGGCCUAGUCAGGUGCUCUUAAAAAUUUCUUUGGCAGCACCCAUUUGUACAUAAACAAUGUGAUUAUUACAUGUGAUUCUUAUCUUUUUCCCGCAGGUCAGGUAGGACUUGGCCACACUUUUCAUUGUGUCUGUCUGUCCUUGAAAGUCAUAAACAAUGUUUAGUUGCAGAAUAUUCUCUAUUUCUUUUCACUUGUCACUAAUCCAGCCUGAGCCUUCUUCCCCUAGUCCUGUCCUGUCCCCUACUCACAUUAGUCAAAUAAGUAAGUUUUGACUGUAGCUGCUUCCAUCUGCUUGGAAGCAGCAGUGCCUUUAAUCAUGGUUUGGGGUGAUUGCGUUUUUAGAUUGUAAUGUGUCUCCCCCACCCCUGGGAGCAUCAGGCCCCAUCUCCUCCUACCACCCUGUCUGGCUCUAACCCAUUCAGCCUGCCUCCAGGCAGGCAGCUGUCUGUCUUCUUUGCUGCUCCUCGGAGAUGGAGUUUGGUGAGAGUAGACCAGCAGCCUUGAAUUCUCAUUUCCUUAUAUGUUGGCUUCAGUAGCCUCUGAAAUAGCCCUUCCUCCCUUUGGGUCUGGCAUGAAGACCCAGCAUCCUGUAAAUACUUACCAUGUUGGCUUAAAGAGUGAAAAUUAUCUGCCCAUCUGUGUCCCCGGUCCCAGGAGAAGGAAGAAAACAAGGCUAGGAACAAGGUUCUUCCUUGUGCCUCUGGAUUUCAAAUUUGUGUUCAGUACUGCAAUCCGAACUUGGCUUUUAAACAACCUAAAAGACUUGACAGCACAGUAUUUCCUACUGAUGGGGGCCUUCGGGUCCCUGAGAGCUUCUCUUACAGUUGCAUCUAUAGAAUGAUCAUGCCCUUCUCCUGGACUCUUGGCCUUUGGCAUCGCUCUUUGGACUUACUGACGUUAGGUGUGAGGAAUAGAGAAUUAGCAUAACUCUGCUGGUUAUUAGCACUCAGCUUUGUUAAUUUGGAUGGUUCUCCUUGGGAAUCUGAGAAGCUUGCCUCUGUGCUGUCUAUGAAGAAACUGUUUGCCAGGUAGGCUUAUAGCUAGUGGUAGGGAUGGGGGAAGAUUGCAUCUGCUUGAGGAAAUCAAGUGUUUUCAGGCACGUUGGUGGCACCCGACUGCUUACAGCUGCUGAUUAACUCAAUAAGACAAGCUGAUUCUUCACCGUUCAUUAAAGUGGCCCCAGCAGAACCUUUCCUGGCAAACCUUAGGUCAGCUAGAAUGACUGUUUAUGUUUGCAGAGUGACGAGGCAGCCUUCCUUUGGAAUUGCUAUUUUAGGCAGGCUUCAAAAUCCUAGAAAUCAGAGGCUGGGGCUUUGGAGACCAUCUCAUCCUACUCCUUCCCCUUAGGGAGGAGAUAAACUGAGGCCCAGAGGCAUGAAUGAAUUCACCCACGGUCACAUUGCCACGGAGUUGGGACUAGACACCAGGUCUCCGAUCCCAGUCAAGUGUUCUUUCCAUAUGCUCACCCCUACCACCACCCCCAUCACAUCCCCACCCCCAUUAGUGUGAAUGAAUAGCGUUAACUGCGUCCUUGGAUUCUACCAAAGUGAAUAAGUUGGGCUCUUAAGAUUGGUGCCUGAGUAAGGGAUAUGGAAGUCCAACUUUCUUAGGUGGUGUAGGACUUGGCCUCAGAUAAGUAACACAGUAAGUGUUUAAUCAGUGUUGAUUUGAAUGAGAUGGAAUUGGAAGGAGAAUUUGUUGAUUUUCUCUAGCAAAGACUUCCUAGGACUUUGAGCCCACCAAGAAAAUGAAAUGUCCAGAUGGCCAGCUAGAUCCUUGAUCCAUUUUAGUCACUGAGCUCAUGCUAGCUCACCAACCCCAAGCCUUUUGUAGGAGUUGGGGCUGGGGCCAAAAACAAGGUAUAGUUUAAACCCACCCCAGUUCCCUCUUGGCAAACAGCAAAGGAGUAGUGUCAAAAAAAAUUAGUGUCUUUCCUAUCCCAUACUACCCCACCACCUCAUUCCCCCAGUGAGUAGAAUGGGAUGCUAGAUUUCAUGGUAGGGCACACAUCAAUUCAUUUAGAUGUUGCCCCAAGGACUGUGCAGAAAUAAAUGUCUAUUUAUUACGUUCCUACAUUCAUAAAGAUCAGGCCUAGAGAACUGGGAAGUGUUUAGGGGGGAAGGGCAAGGCUCACAGAAGUAGGCCCUCAAAUGAUAAUAGACCAAAGGAAUGGUCUUCCUCUAAUUACCUGGGGUGGUGGUGAGUUAGUAUUUGCCAAGGGCAGGACUUCCCAGGAAUUACUCUGAAGUAGAAGAAAGAUUACUGGGCACUCAGGGCCAGUUCUAGGCAAAUUUUAUUUGCCCAAGCUCCAGUUCCAUUCUUUUCUCCUCCAAGUCCUAAGAAAGAUGUGCCAUGCUGGUGAGGCUGGUCUUAUAAACUACUGUGUGUGUCACUGGAAUACCCAUCCCCCUGGAAAGAGAGAUGGGUCAGGCUACGGAAGUGUCAGUCAAUUGCAGCUGAGCAUAGCAGACAAGGACAAGAUGGCCCUAGAAGGAGGGUACUUGGCUUCCUGCUUUAUGUCUAGCCUGGGCAGCUCCAGUGGGAUAUAGGUGAGCUCAAGAGGAAAUGAAUUCUCAUCCAUCCUUUUCUUUUGUGACGUUUCACUUUCCUGUACUUUAUUUUCUGCUUGAAGGAAUAAACCUGUCCCUUUCUAUUCCUCUUGCUUAUCUUCUAGCAUGGUUGAAGAUCCUACUUUUUCUUUUUCAUGAAUGUAGUUUUGUGAUGCCCCCUCAAGUGCAGCAAUGUUCACCUGUGAAAAGAGUUCCAGGGAGUGAUGAAAUCUCAGAGCCAAGCUCAGCUCUGACAGCGGUGGUGAUUAUCACGUUCCUUGUUCCUUUUUCCUUGUUAGAGCGGAGAGGUGCUUUGUAGAGUCUGAUUGUCUAUGCCCUGUAAAUAGUGUACAUUUAAUUUAUUGCUACGGUAACACGGUGUAUUGGUUAAUGUAUAAAAUGAAUUCUAAAAAGUUCACAAAUGUAUAUUUUGUUGCUUAAAUGUGUCUUUGCAGAAAUUCACAAUAAAUAACAUAUUUUGUGUCCA
Molecule: messenger RNA, 8627 nt
Organism: Phascolarctos cinereus (koala)
Lineage: Eukaryota; Metazoa; Chordata; Mammalia; Diprotodontia; Phascolarctidae
Source: RefSeq, a predicted model, not a curated record